UUCUUUAUCCCCGUCUUCUUCCUUCUUUUAUUGAGGGGUUGGCGGCCCCAACAUUCUCACUGCAACUCUAAUCCGUGGAGCGUCACAUGGUAAGAACACCGGGCCUCUGCUCACACUCAAAUGCAUAACAACAAACAUCCAACACUGUACUUCUCUUGGUUUUAGCUUCUUCCUUUAACUCUUAAUCCAAAUAUUUGAGCCCUAGAGCCAGUAAAACAAAAAUGGUUUUCUUGUUAUGAUUUAUUGAUGUGGACUGUGUUUGGAGGGGCAGGGGCUGUUCUUGGUAGGGGGAUUAUUUUUGUUUUGGUGCGGCGCUUCUUUGUUUUUAUUCUUUUAGUCCAGUUUGCUGCUGCGAACAAGUGACACUUACUGCCAAAAUGCAUGUCGUUUGAGAGUUGAUCGACUUUUUUUUUUGUGCAAAUCAAGAUUGUAAAAGAAAAUCUUAAUAUGUAAAGAAGUUGAAACCAAAAUUAAUUCCACCUGAAGAGGGGUGUAUAUAAAAGACAGUAUAGAUGAACUAGAAUCUAAGUACACCCACUUAACUCCACUUCAGCGUACUGAAGCAGCUCUGCUUUUCUCUUCAGAAAGAUGCUGUUCACAGUUGUUUCUCAGUGAUUUCUGGAUGGUACAUUUUCAGAAUAUAAAGACACACUUUGCCUUUUUUGGUCAGUCAAAUUGCCUGUUUAAGUUGCCUUACGCUGCUGCUGUGUUUCCUAACAGUGACUUCAGAUUUUUUUUAAAAAAAGAGUUGUUUUCUGCGAUUUUGAACAUAACAGCAAUCCAGGCCCAGUUGGACAUGAGAUAAUCUGAGCCACAGGGUCAAUUUGACCUAAACAGUUUAUUAUGACUGUUUCAAAAAAAAAAAUAAAAAAUCAGCCAAUGGGUUGAGAAAACUUUUUUUCUAUUUUUCUGUAAAAAAGACUUUCUAAAAACAUGAACAAUGACUUAAUAUCAGAAAAGGGAUUUGCCGUUUUUGGUCACCCCGAUGCCAGAAUUUUCAGUCAUUACAAGCAAUCUGGGUCUUGUCCUUGGCUUGUAGGAUAUUGAAACAUGAUGUUUACUUGCAUCUGUCAAGUGAAUGUUGACUCUGUUAAAACUAACAAACUUUAAUCAGAAACUAGAUAAAAUAAAUAAAUAAAUCAUAAAACUUGAAAAGCCAACCAAAUCUGGUCCCACUUUGGCUUUUGUUAUAAGAUGCACAUUGAUCUCUUUAACAGAUGAUGUACAAUCUUAGUGCUAAUAGCAUCUUUAUGUGUUAUGUGUUUCAGCCGCUCAGGCCAGAGUAAAUUAUCUUCUUUAUAUUACACUUAUGACUGUAAAAAAUCAGAUAUGUACUUUAUUAUACCAUUACAAAUAGAAAUUUUCACUUCUAUAUGGCAUGCAGACAGACAAUACUGUCUUGAAUAGCUGGAUUUUUUUUAUGGGUAUUUACUAGCUAUUGCUAAAUUACUUGCCAUCUAUUUCAACUGUGUAUUUGUAAUAAUGAUGUUUCCAGUGUGGACUUUUUACAGACAGACAGUUGAGGCUUAUACAAGAGAUUGUUACUGAAUGCACAUCCUUUAGCCCAUUAUCCUGAGAGCUUCUGCAGGUAUAGUUUAGAAGGAAAGAUAAUAAAGCCUUUUUCUUUCUGCAAAUUGUAGUUAUGUUAAGAUUUCUACUGCAGAAAAAGUCAUUUUCAAUUUGCAGUGGAUUCGGAACAACGAGACAAUUUGUUCUCCAUGGUACGGAGAAAUGAAAGGAGAAUAUUAGAAAGUCAUAAUGUAAUAACAGCACAGUGCUCUUGAGCUCAAUGUACCUCUGAUUUAAUUUUACAAAUUAUUGCAACACAAACAUAAUUAUAUCAUUAAUGGACUUAAUUAUACCACCACUUAAACUGUUUUGUUGUUCUCAGUAUAACAUUAUUAUAGUAGUGGGAGAAUACAAUGAUCCAGGGGCACAACAGUGCACAGGACAGGAAUGAUUUGCGCUCAUUAAAACAGACUUUAGAGAGCAGACUGCCAACAGUGGUAAUUAACAACUAAAUCUGCAGUUAAAUGUCCGUAAGACUAAGAGACAAAUAAUUAUCUAAACAUUGUGAUCCAUUUAUGACUUAUUUAUUUUACAUUUUCAACAGAAGAGUUUGAAAGGCAAAUGCAAUAAGUUAAUAUGAUUGUGUCUGUGUAUACAGAAUCAUACUGCAGCAUAGGAUGGUUACUUUCAGAUAAAACUGUCUAAACUGAUGAUACCGUUGAAUUCUUUGUAUUUGUUCUCUACUGAUUUUGACUCUACUGCAAAUUGUUCACGGUUUUCUCCAGAGUCUGCUGUGUUUACGACCUAGUCUCCUCUGGAAGUCCUAAAUCGCACAUUUGAGAGUGAAAGUGAUGAUAAAAUGUUGUAGCUGGAACUCUCUCCUCCUCCUCCUCCGCCAUCUCCUGCCCUCCCUGCUUGUUGUUUGACAGCUACGUGUCCGGUGCGGACCCGUCUUGGGGGAGUGUUUCUGACGCUUGACUGAUUUUCAAUAAGUCGCUGUCAGGGACUCGCACCCCUGCUUUGUGUCCAUUGUCCACUUUUUUAACAUCUAACACUAGGGUUGUGCCACUCAUUGACAUUGUGGUCUUCUGUUAGUGAUGAAGAAGACUUAGGACUUCCCACGUUACUGAGGGCAUAGUAAUACUGAACCACUACAGAUACAACAGAAUUUUAAGACUAAAUAGUGUGUGAGUACACACAAAGUUGUGAAAGACUAAACAGCUCUGAGAGCUUGCCAAGACACAAGAGUUUGACAAAACACUGAGGAGUUUUGUAGCAGAAAAUGCCGGAGUACUGACCUCUACGUGAGGCUGAAAAUCAAUUAGUUUUGGACUCAGCUGCUUUUCAGACAUGUUUACAGCACUGCUCUAAAGAUGAAAAUGUUGGCUCACUUGUCAGGCCAGCACUUUGUACAGGCAUUGCUUUUGAAAAAGCUGGGACUAAUGAGCGUCAAGGUCCUUUUCCGCAAGCAUCACCGUAUCAAUGCUGCCGCAACUUUGAAAGUUCUUAUGUCAGUCUCAUUUAUGCUAAUUAAAGUCCUCUCUGUAUUCAAGUCAGCCAAUAUUAAGAGGUUAUAUGGGUCUGUCACAGUAUGUCGUCAGUGUACAUAAUUUUGUAACCCACCUCUGAUAGAUUGACUUGUUAGGUUCAGUCAUCAUUACCGAUAUGAUAACUGCUGCUGAAAGGCUUCAAACUCAGCUUCCGAAACAACUAAGAGUCAUCACCCACACUACGUCCAAUUAUUAUACAGUCUGUGGUUGACAAAUUCAGGCUUUUGCAGCGAUCCUAUUGAAAUAAGAGCAGCACAGAAUGUUCUGUAAUGACAAACGAGAUCACUGACAUUUUAUCUAUAAGUCAGACAUAUGCUUUAAUCUGUGCUAGAGGUGUGAAGUCAGUCCACCAGCCACCUUUGAGAUUGAUCAGUGCCCAUUGUGGCUUCACAUCUGAAUGUGGGAAGAGAUGGAUGCCCCCUGUUCAUAAAAAAACAUAAUAAUAGCUAGAUAGAUAGAUGGAUAGCUUUAUUUCCAGACUCAGGGUCCAUAUAAAAAAAAAAAACAAGACACAGUACAAAAAGAACACAGAAUUAGAAAAAAACAAAAAACAAAACACUCUAAUAGCUCAUCUUCAAAACACAGUUGUACCAGUGCCUCCAAAAAUGAGCCCAAUGUUCACCAUUUGCAACACAAUUUAAUUUGUUGAGUCAUUUAACUGAACCUGUACAUCACAUUUCUCAGAACCGCUUGCAGUGUAUUUACACCAGUACUCACAAAUAACUCACUCGCACUCACCCAUCUGGGCCUUUUUAAGAGUAUCCUCAGGGCAUCAUUGUAAGCAAUUUGCAGUUUCUGAAGGCUGCCUCUUUUAUAGUUCAGCCACAGGUGUGCGGUGUACAAAGGAACAAUACAUUUUGCAACAACCAAAUUUACAUGACAAUCUAUUUGCUCGAACAUACAACAUACGACACUGGUGAUAAAUGUCUUCAUCAUCUGUCAGCUGGUCUGUGAUGAUGUGACCAAGAUAUUUCACUUCACUGCUCUGGUCUGCCUCCUGUGCCAACUUAGUGAUCGCAUCUCAUCCCCUGUUAGAUCUAUUUUAUUACUUCUGAUAUGGACACAAGAGGGGGGAGGACUUGAUGCCACCGUGAUACAUAAGAUUUCAUGGAAUGUAAACACUACACUGUAAACUGGAUACAUAAAAGGGGCGUAAACUUAUAGUCCUCUCAGCACUGUCUGCAUUCUCUUUACCGCUGGUUAAAAUUGUACAAUGGUUUUUAGUGUUUAUGUGAUUCAAUUACUUGUUGAGGAUUCUGAUUGGCCAUUACUCUAUAGCUAAGGUCUGCUAUUCCUCAACAGUAGUCAGUUGCUAUGGAGACAGCACUAAUUGCAGCAUACUUGAAUAAAUAAUCUUGAAUAAUCUUAAAUUAAAACAUAUUUAAAUGCAAUGAACUGUAUCAAUGAUAAUGCACCUGAAAAUUAAAUGUAACAGAUAUUAAAUCUAACCAAUUCUGUUCAUGAUUUAGCUUCAGCAGACAGUUAUUGAGCCAUAAAAGUAAACCUGUUAACUUGCAUCCCUUUUCAUGUGUUCAAAUGUCCCUUUUCCAGCCACCAUGAGUGUCCUGCCUGUCAGUUUCCUCUUCCUCCUCCUUCUCUGCAUCCCUGUACUCACCGAGUCAAAGAAACAGCUCAGUCAGGGUAGACCCGACAAGCCCCGCCAGCCUCCAACCACCCCCCAGCCGGCUAAAAGACCCAGAAACCGCUCAGUGCCCGGCUCUGGAGAGCUGACGACCAAGGAUGGCCAUCGCUGCGUUUGGCAGACGUCUGGUGAAGGUCUGGUGAGCCUUCUGGUGAACUGCAGCACUGAAACACUGGGAGAACAGCAGAGGUGAGGGGACCAUUAACAGAAGUAUUUUACCUGAUAAUUUGAAAUUCACAUGGGGUUACAUCUACGAGGACUGUGAGACCUUGGAAUUAAUUUGAAUUUGACAUUUGAAUAAUUUAGGGGCUAACUUUAGUGAAUAAAAAAAGGUCAUUUCAUAAAGUGGACCUUCAUACUCAAUUAUUAUCUGUGUGGUUUCAUUUUGGACUAUUGAGGAAGCUGUCUUAUAAAUUUUUAUGAUUUAGAAGGGACAGACAGCCUGUUCUGACCUUUUUUGCAAGUAUGAGGAUAAAAUCACAUUUUAUGGACAUAAUGAUUCAAAUCACAACUUUUCCAGUACAACAUAUUUAUUGUUACAAAAGAAUAUUUCAUUUUCCAAUCUAUUUAUGAGGGUUCACACAGUGUUUGCACCCUACAUAAUAUAUAUUCAUGACUAUCUUACAAGCUUCUCUGUCAUCGUGUCAUACAGUAACCUAGAUUUUAGAUCAAAUUUAAACCAGAGAGUAGCAUUUACUCUUGUACAUGGACAUUUUUACAGUUCUCUUGAAGUAAGUAUUUAAAACUUUAAUAUGCAAUAUAUUUAUAUAUGAGAGCAACACUUAGAUAGCAAACUCACAAUUAUAACUUGAAACAGCUGGAUUCAAAUAAGAAUUGUAAGAGAUAUAUAACGUGCUUAAUUUCUGCCCACUGUGAGAUAUGAAGCCAAAAACUGACCCAGAAGAUGCAAAUGUGUUGAAUUCUUGAUUCUGAUUGGCCAAUACACUAUAGAUAAGGUCUGCUAUUUCUCAAUAGUAGUCCGUUGCUAUAGAGACGGCACUAAUUGCAGACUAUUUUUUUCUUGUUUCCGUCCCCUUCUCUAGGUAUUGGUGUCGUUAUGCAGGUAAACCAGACCUUUGCCAGGCCUAUGGGGUGAAGUCCAGCCAGUACUGGAAGCAGCUGGUAGGGAAGCUGAAGAAGAGGCAGAAUGCCUGUGAGGGAGAGAAAGUCCUGAAGGCCAAAACCUGCAAGAAGGCUCCUGCUGAGGCCCACAUGAAGCUUGCCACACGCAGUGGAGGGGAAGAGGAUAAGAAAGGAGCAAAGGAAGGAGGGAAAAAGAAAGGGAAUCCAGCAACCAAGAGCCCAGACGGAGGAAAGGUGGAGAGGAAGAAGAAGAAGGAGGAUGAGGAAGAGGAGAAGAAGAAGAGGGAGGAAAGGACUGAUUAUGAGGAGGAAGGUGUGGUGAAUGAUAUGGAGCCGGUGCAGACUUACUGCAGCGAGGGAUGGCACUCCGUCUGCUCGUUCUUUGUCAAGUUUUUUGAGGGUUAAUGGAAAAUAAAAGAAGUAAACGUCAAUCAAUCCUACUUUUUGAUACACGAUAAUAUGAGUUCACAAUCUGAGAAAAUGAUCUUGUGUUGAUCAGAAAAUAACAGGAGAGCUCUUUUUCUUAUUAAAAAAAUGUUUAUCUUUGAUUUUAAGCUGCAUAAUUUUGAGACUGUUUACACUUUUAAAUAUAAUUAUGAAUAUUUGAAGUCAGGUCGAUUUUGCCCAACUUUCAUGAUGCAAAACUCAUUCUUUAUGAGGUUUCAUUAUGUAAUGAACUUAAACACAAAUGGAGUUCCUAUGGCAUCAUAUUUACAAAAGUAUAGAGAGAAUAAAAACCUUGUUAAACUAAAUAAUAUUCAAGGUCAAAUCAAAUCUUUUUUUAAUUUUAUUUUCAAAUUAAAAAAGCCACAAUUUAUUGUAAUCAUUCCAAACACAUUCAACUUCUGCUGAGAUAAAAACAAGGCAGACAAAGCAGAUGUAACAUAAAGCAGUCUGAGUUUUAAUCUAAGAAUUAUGGUAUUAAUGAACAAAAUUAACCUUCGGAUGUGUCUUUCGAAGUUUGCUGUAGUUUUUCAUAGAGUUUUUGUAAAUGUUACUUCAAAUGAAACCUUUUUUUUUUUUUAUUAAACCUUGUAAUGUUGGAACUAACAAGCUUAAAUUGUUCUUAGUUGAACUACAACCAUAACUGGUGAUAAUGAUAGUGAUUAUUGCACUUACGUUUUUGAUGUGUAUGUAGUAUUUUUUUGUACAACACUGUGUUACUGUGUCUGAAAACAAUCCUUUCACUGCAUAAUGUGAUGAAUUUCUAAUCUUUUGUCUGAAAAAUAUUCUUGAAUAAAAGUGAAGCUCUCAAAAAUAAAG
Messenger RNA from Xyrichtys novacula (pearly razorfish), 7047 nucleotides. The record is from the annotation of a GenBank genome assembly. NCBI's taxonomy places the organism in Eukaryota, Metazoa, Chordata, Actinopteri, Labriformes, Labridae.